This is a messenger RNA of Tribolium madens (black flour beetle), 2837 nucleotides long. It is a transcript of the gene Rrp6, whose product is annotated as exosome component 10. The transcript is spliced from 9 exons. Gene Ontology annotation, cellular component: nuclear exosome (RNase complex); nucleolus. The record is from RefSeq and is a predicted model, not a curated record. Gene Ontology annotation, biological process: nuclear polyadenylation-dependent rRNA catabolic process; nuclear polyadenylation-dependent antisense transcript catabolic process; poly(A)-dependent snoRNA 3'-end processing. NCBI's taxonomy places the organism in Eukaryota, Metazoa, Arthropoda, Insecta, Coleoptera, Tenebrionidae. Bases 58 to 2790 code for a protein of 910 amino acids. Gene Ontology annotation, molecular function: nucleic acid binding; nucleotide binding; 3'-5'-RNA exonuclease activity.
AAAAAGUUGUGAUGUGAUGAUGGUUAUGUUUAAAAUAAACCAAACAAAAAAGUGAAAAUGAGUGAAAAAACCCAGGAAUGCCUCAGUGCUCCUGAGGGAACAAGCAAAGACGCGGAAAUAAUCCCGGGCUACUCCUCCAUGGAGCAGUUCACGAAGGAUGGAUUUAAAGUCCUAAUGGAGGCAAUCAAGCACUCCAAUGCCCUACCAUCGGGCCGUGACUGGGAUUUUUACACCAUUUCGGACUCAUUCAAAGAAAUGAUGAAAAACGAGGGCAACAACGUCUUGCGUUUAAUGAACCAAAUUAUGAGAUUCAACGAUCUUGAUAGCAAUCUAAGAAAUCGCGUUUUGGACGAGAAAAUCGAGCUUGUGAUUGAAGCAAACGAUGUCAUUCUUGAAAAAGUCGCCAAUAAUAUUGACGAAAUGAACGGAAUUCGCAAAAGUGUGGUCGCCCCAGUGGUUCUGCAAACAGUCAGUGCUGAGUUGCCUGUGAACGGGUCGUGGAAUAGGCAAAUUACUGUGAAUUCGGCCGUUGAAUCAAGUGGUCAAAAUUGUAUCAAACUGAUAACAGCGAAGAAUAUUAUCAGGCCCCAGAAAUUCUUCAAGGAUCAAAUUGACAACAGGAACAACUCGCCGUGGUGUCCGCGCAUCACCGACAAGCCCAACUCUCUCAAACCUCUAGCCAUUUUUUUGGAAGAAAAUGAAGACAGACAAGAAUAUUCUCAUCCGUACGAAUUCGAAUUGGAGCGUUUUCAACCCACAUUGUCCCAAUUAGCCGACGAAAAGCCACUCCCCCCUAAAAGUCUUGCAGAGACACCUUUGGUGGAAAUAAACACACCAGAGCAACUAGACCAACUGGUUGAAACUCUCAGACUUUGUAGUGAAUUCGCCGUUGAUGUUGAACACCACUCUUACCGAUCUUUCAUGGGAAUCACCUGUCUUCUCCAAAUAUCAACUCAAGAUAAAGAUUAUCUCAUUGACGCUCUUGCUUUACGCGAUAAACUCUCCAUUCUUAAUGAAGUCUUCACCAAAAACACCAUUGUUAAGAUUUUUCACGGGGCUGAUAGAGAUAUCGAGUGGUUGCAGAGAGAUUUAUCCAUUUAUGUUGUUAACAUGUUUGAUACGCAUCAAGCAGCGAAAACUUUGCAAUAUUCAGCCUUGUCGUUGGCUUUUUUGUUGAAAAAAUUUUGCAAUGUUUCACCAAAUAAACAAUUUCAAUUGGCUGAUUGGAGGAUACGGCCGUUGCCUGACGAAUUAAAAUCGUACGCUCGCGAGGACACUCACUAUCUUAUUUAUAUUUAUAAAAUGUUGAAGCGAGAAUUGUUGCAAAAAGCCAACAAGUGUGAUAAACUUUUGAGAUCGGUGAUUGAACGAAGCACCGAAAUUUGUAAAAAAAGGUAUUUUAAACCGAUUUUGCACGAAGAUAGUCAUUUGGAAUUGUACAGGAAGUGUAAAAAAAUGUUUGAUAAUCGGCAAAUGUAUGCUUUGAAGGAGAUUUACGUGUGGAGAGAUAAUUUGGCCAGAAUUGAAGAUGAAAGCUUAGGUUACGUUUUGCCCAAUCACAUGAUGUUGCAAAUUUCCGAAGUACUUCCGCGAGAAAUGCAAGGGAUUUUGGCUUGUUGCAACCCGAUUCCUCCUUUAGUAAGGUCUCAUUUACUCGAACUACAUCAAAUUAUUUUAAAAGCACGUGACCAGCCUUUGGAAAAAGCAAUUCUAAAAGACACAACUGGUCGUGGUGUUUUGAAAGAAAUAUCCAAAGUUAAUAUGGACAGUGUCCUGCAUUGCCCACAUGACUUAACAAAAACAAAUGAGUUUCGUGACGACUUACCAACUCUUUUACAAAAUAAUCAAAAUAAAAGACUAGCCGAAGUCGAGUUAUCUAUUGAAAAACCUUCAUCGUACUCAAUUUUCAACACUGAUGAAGCUUUCAACGAACACGAAACGUUUAAGAAACUGUGCGGGUUUACCUAUUUCAGUCCUUAUGAAAGGUACAAGUUGGUGAAGCCGUUUGUUGUCGCUGAAAAUGAAGCACAAGCUGAAAAAGAAAAACAACAAGAGAGGACUGAUGAUGAAAGAAUAGCUUCGAUUAGGGAUCAUUUCGUCCAGUUAUCGAAGAAGUUUAGUGAAGAUUUGCAAGCGCAAAAAGAGGAAGAAGAAAAGGAGAAAGAAUUGUCUUUAAAACAAAUGGGAGCUUCAAGGAAACGAAAGAGAGAAGAAUCCCCAGAUGUGAUAAUAGUUGAGGAUAAUUUAGAGUCUCCUGUGAAUGAUAUCGUCGAUGAAAAUAAUUUCUAUCGGAGGAAAAAGCCACGCAAGAGGAAAUUUUCCGAAAUUAAUAACAAGAAUAAAAAUGACGGUGCACAAAAUCAGACUCAAGGUGGCAAGAACAAAAAAAAGAAGAAAAAUGGGAAUAGGGGGGCACAAAGUGAAGGAAAUAAACAAAAUCAGGCCCAAACUGUGCCCAAGAAUCAAAAGAAAAAUAAAAAAUUUCAAGGAAAUAAACCAAAGCAGGCUCAAAGUGUGUCGAAGAAAGACAAAAGGAGAAAUUUUGACCAGAGGCCUCCUCAAAAUCAACACAAAAAGAAGUUUAUCGAGAAAAAUGCACCACAGAAUUCGAGUUUUGUGCCGUAUGAUUACUCCUCUGUUGAUUUCAGGCAGUUUCAAGGUGGGGCUGGGAGUGUCAGUGGUGGGGUGCAGAUUAAGCAGCGUUUUCAACCCAAGAAUCGCGGAAAACACAACAACAAAAAGGGGACAAAAUCAUCGACGUUCCCCAAUAACAGGGGGCAACACAAAUAAUUGUUUAUAGAAUAUUAUUGUAUAUUUUUUCAAUAAUUGGUUAUAAU